Molecule: messenger RNA, 1557 nt
Organism: Triticum turgidum subsp. durum (durum wheat)
Lineage: Eukaryota; Viridiplantae; Streptophyta; Magnoliopsida; Poales; Poaceae
Source: the annotation of a GenBank genome assembly
AUGGCCCCUCCCGGUCCCGGCCAACUGCUCCCCUUGACCCGCUCGCUCCUGCCUCCCUCCGCUCCCCCCUUCCUCUCCGGCCGCCGUCGCCUGCCUCCUCCCGCCCGCGCUCAAACCUCGCGUCCGCCUCCAUGGCAGCCCCACAGCCUCCUGUGUCCCGCUCCCCUCCAGCCGCUCCGCCCUCUCGCCAGGAACAGGACCCGCCCCGUUGCUGCGCCUCCUGGGGCCUCCGCCGCCGGCGGAGGCGAGGCGCAGGCCCUGGCGGCGGAGUUCAUGACGUCUGAGAGGGUGAAGGUGGCGGCGAUGCUGGGGCUGGCCCUCGCGCUCUGCAACGCCGACCGCGUCGUCAUGUCCGUGGCCAUCGUCCCGCUCUCCCAGGCGUACGGGUGGACCCCUUCCUUCGCCGGCGUCGUGCAGUCAUCCUUCCUUUGGGGGUAUCUGAUAUCACCUAUAAUCGGUGGAGCGCUUGUUGACUACUAUGGCGGGAAGCGAGUCAUGGCAUAUGGUGUGGCUUUAUGGUCCUUCGCUACAUUCCUUUCCCCUUGGGCAGCUGCACGCUCACUGUGGUUGUUCAUCUCAACGAGAAUUCUGCUCGGUGUUGCAGAAGGAGUGGCAUUGCCAUGUAUGAACAAUAUGGUGCUGAGGUGGUUUCCUCGUACUGAACGAUCUAGUGCUGUGGGGAUCGCUAUGGCUGGCUUUCAGCUUGGAAAUACCAUCGGCUUACUUCUUUCCCCUAUUAUCAUGUCACGAACUGGAACAUUUGGACCCUUUGUGAUUUUUGGUUUGUUUGGAUUUCUGUGGGUGCUGGUGUGGAUAUCUGCUAUAACGGGAACUCCUGGUGAACAUCCUCAAAUAUCAGCAUAUGAACUAGAGUAUAUAACAAAGGGUCAGAAAUUGGUGAAACCUCAAGUUCAAGGUGAAAAACUAAAAAAGAUCCCUCCGUUUAGAAACCUACUUUCUAAAUGGCCGACCUGGGCUUUAAUUUCUGCAAAUGCUAUGCAUAGCUGGGGCUAUUUCGUCAUCCUUUCAUGGAUGCCAGUGUAUUUCAAAACCAUAUUUCAUGUCAAUCUGAGAGAAGCUGCAUGGUUUAGUGCAAUUCCCUGGGUCAUGAUGGCAGUUUUAGGUUAUGUGGCUGGUGUUGUAUCAGACACACUUAUCCGAAAUGGCACAAGCAUUACUUUAACUCGGAAGAUAAUGCAGACAAUUGGCUUUGUGGGUCCUGGUAUUGCUCUUAUUGGUUUAAAUGCAGCAAAGAGUCCAGCCAUUGCUUCAGCUUGGCUAACUAUUGCUGUUGGUUUGAAGUCCUUUGGUCACUCAGGAUUCCUUGUAAAUUUUCAGGAGAUCGCCCCACAAUAUGCUGGAGUGCUACAUGGAAUGGCAAAUACGUCCGGAACAUUUGCUGCCAUUUUAGGAACUAUUGGAGCAGGAUUCUUUGUUGAUCGGAUGGGUUCUUUCCGUGGAUUUUUAACAUUAACAUCACUUCUAUAUUUCAGCAGUGCCCUGUUCUGGGAUAUCUUUGCUACUGGAGAGCGUGUUGAUUUUGAUGGCACUAGCUAG